Molecule: messenger RNA, 672 nt
Organism: Notechis scutatus (mainland tiger snake)
Lineage: Eukaryota; Metazoa; Chordata; Lepidosauria; Squamata; Elapidae
Source: RefSeq, a predicted model, not a curated record
AUGUGUUGGAUAGCAAACCACAACUGUUCUGUACUGAAGCUGCUGGGAAUCUAUUUUAUUUUGCCUUUCCUAGAUCACGCGGUCACGGUGGAUAUGCGAACAAUAUCAUUUGAUAUAGCUCCCCAAGAGAUUCUCACAAAAGAUUCAGUGACGAUCAUGGUGGACGGCGUCGUUUAUUACCGGGUUUGGAAUGCGAUUCUUUCCGUCGCAAACGUGCUCUACAUGGACCCGGCCACUCGGCUCCUGGCUCAAACCACCUUGCGGAACGUCUUGGGAACCAAGGACCUGGCUCAGAUUCUCUCCGACCGAGAGGAGAUUGCCCAAAGCAUGCAGAUCACCCUGGACAAGGCCACAGAUGACUGGGGCAUCAAGGUGGAGCUUGUGGAGAUCAAGGAUGUGAAGUUACCCCAGCAGCUUCACAGGGCCAUGGCGGCAGAAGCAGAGGCCUCUCGAGAUGCCAGGGCUAAGGUGAUCGCAGCGGAGGGCGAAAUGAACGCCUCAAAGGCUCUGCAAAAGGCCGCCGCCAUCAUCUGCGAGAACCCCGCCGCCCUCCAGCUCCGCUACCUGCAAACGCUGACCACCAUCGCCGCUGAGAAGAAUUCCACCAUCAUCUUCCCUGUCCCGUUGGACAUCCUGCACGGUUUGAUCUCCCCAAAGCAGGAGCCGCGAUGA